AUCCGCCCCCAAAUUUGGUUUCCCUCACUUUCUGUUCGAUUUGUCGUGCAUGCUUGCCUAAUUCCAUCCCACUCUUCCACAGUUCCCUGAUGCUACCGGUCAAGAGGGUUUGGGGGUGUGGACCUAACAUUUCGUCCGGCCGAUCUCCACGUCAAAGUCGUCGCUUCCGUUCCGUUCUUCUUCCACUCCACUCCACAUCACUGAUCGAGAUCGUACUCAAUGCUCUAGUACUAGUAAACUCCAAGAGCACACUGCCACACGCAAGAAUCGAAGCUCUCCUCGAUGCCAAUGCCCGGGUCUUCCUCGGUGAGGCUCGCCCACCUCCUGGUGCCCACCUUGUGCUGCGCCAUCCUCCUCUGCGCCGACGCGUCGGUGCACGACUAUGCCGGAGAGAGGUUCGCCGGCCUCGGCAACGCCUUCGUCCUCAAUGGCGGCAGCGAGGGCGUCUACGCCUCCCCCGCCGCGGACUCCUUCAUCCGAUUCCAGAAGGUCGCGUUCAAGAGGACGCCGGAGUCCGCUGCCGCGGCCGAGAAGGACGGCAACCGCACGGUCACAAUCACGGCGGUCGUCUUCGAGGCCGCGGACCGCGGCGCGGUCGGGGGCUCUGACGUCGUCGCCGCCGGCGCUCGCGCGCUCUGCUGCACGCCGGACAUGGCGAAGCGCGGCGCGUGCACCGAGGGGUCGCUCGUGUACCGCGCGCCCAACAGCGCCGUCGCCGCGGGCUGGCCCAAGGUGCUCGCCGCCUCCUUCCUGCCGGGCGCCCUCGAGGCCGUCUUCCCUGACGAGACCGUCGCCGUCGCGCGCACCGGCAUGUACAGCCUCCGCUUCGUCCACUGCGACGCGUCCCUCGACGUGGCUGCGGAGGGCAAGACCAUAUGGAAGAACAGCCGCGGCUACGGCUACCUCCCCGGCCGGAUGGCCCCCCUCCUGGCGUUCUACGGAGUCAUGUCGCUGGCGUUCGUCGCCCUCGCCGCGUUCUGGUUCCUGCGGUACGCCCGGUUCUGGCGGGAGGUGGUGCCGCUCCAGAAUUUCGUCACGGUCGUCAUCGCGCUCGGGAUGGUGGAGGUGACCACGUGGUACUUGGACCUCGCCGAGUUCAGCGAGUCCGGAGUCCGGCCGGCGGGGACGACCUUCUGGGCGGCCACGUCCGGGGCGGUGCGCCGCACGGUGUCGCGUGUGCUGGUGCUCCUCGUCGCCAAGGGGUACGGCGUGGUGCGGCCCACUCUGGGAGGGGGCGCCAGCGCCGGGGCCAGGGUGGCCGGGCUCGGUGCGGCGUUCUUCGCGGCGUCCGAGGCCCUCGAGGUCAGCGAGCACGUCGGGGCCGUGAGCGACCACGACCACGCGCCGACGAGGAGGCUCUUCCUCGUGCUCACCGUCGCCGCCCUCGACGCGGUGUUCAUCUGCUGGAUAUUCAGCGCGCUGUCGCGAACCAUCAGCAAGCUCAAGGCGAGACGGAUGGCGGCGAAGGUGGAGACGUACCGGAGGCUGGCAACCUCGCUGACGAUCGCCGUGGCGGUGUCCCUGGGCUGGAUCGCGUUCGAGGUCCACUUCAAGUCGACGGACGGGUACCAGAGCGAGCGGUGGCGCGUGGCGUGGGUGAUCCCGGCGGUGUGGCAGCUCAUCUCCUUCGCGCUCCUCUGCGCCGUGUGCCUCGUGUGGGCGCCAUCCCACGAUUCAGCGAGGCUCGCUUGCUCGGACGAGGGCGGCGACGGCGGCGACGGCGACGACGGCGACGACGUGGAGGACGGCGCGCGGCCGCUGAUGCUCAGGACUGGGCCGCUCUCGUACGUGGAGAACUGGGCGUGCUACGUGACUCAGGACGCCAAGAUCAUCCUCAGGACGGACUCCGGCGUGUAUGCCAAAGCCGGCGAAGAGGACAAGCGAGUCUAAUUAAGCUCGUGGGUUGCGAUCUCGUGUGCCGUAUGACCCACGUCACUAAGAACGUAGUGUAAAAAAACGUUAUAUAUUAUGGGACGGAGAGAGUACACGUAGAGCACAGAUGUUAGUAUAACAUGCUAAUGUAGCGACCUAUCCGUGUCGUCGGUUUUGUAACGCUACGAAGUUCAGUUAGCAUGGUAAAGAACUA
Messenger RNA from Aegilops tauschii subsp. strangulata, 2086 nucleotides. RefSeq lists its product as uncharacterized. The record is from RefSeq and is a predicted model, not a curated record. Gene Ontology annotation, cellular component: membrane; Golgi apparatus. NCBI's taxonomy places the organism in Eukaryota, Viridiplantae, Streptophyta, Magnoliopsida, Poales, Poaceae. Gene Ontology annotation, biological process: transport.